Messenger RNA from Penicilliopsis zonata CBS 506.65, 790 nucleotides. RefSeq lists its product as hypothetical. The transcript is spliced from 5 exons. NCBI's taxonomy places the organism in Eukaryota, Fungi, Ascomycota, Eurotiomycetes, Eurotiales, Aspergillaceae. The record is from RefSeq and is a predicted model, not a curated record. Bases 10 to 720 code for a protein of 236 amino acids.
GCAAGCAACAUGUCAAGCCUCGCCCAGAAACUCGCCCAGCUCCAGAGCUACUCUGCCUGUGAUGUAUCAGAUGCUCUUCUCAAACUUCAAACGCUCCAACCUGCUCGCGCCGGAUACCUAGCAGACCUGACCCCCCAUUCCCCCCUUGGACGGAGUACAACUCUCCCCAAAAUCAUCGCCCCAGCGACCACCUUCAAAUUCAUACCGAGGCAUGAAGAACCCCCCGUGCUGGCGACCUCCUCACCGGACACCCACGGAUUCCCCGCAGGAACGCACUGGGUCGAUUUCGCCCAGCCGGAGACCGUGGUCGUCCUCGAACAACCAGAGGGCCAGACCUGUGCCGUCCUGGGCGGCAUCAUGGCUGCUAGAAUGAAGUAUCUUGGUGUGCGGGCGGUCGUGGUCGAUGGCCGCGUCAGAGAUUUGGCGGAACUCCAUGCCACGGAGAUUCCAGUAUGGGCGUUUGGAACGUCAACUGUUGGUACAAGUGCCGAGGCGAAGCCCGGGGUGAGAAAUGUGUCGGUUUCUAUUCGCGGAGUGACUGUGUCGCCGGGAGAUAUCAUUUUCUGUGAUCCGUUGGAAGGCGUGGUCGCCAUCCCUCAGGAUCUGCUCGACCCGGUGCUGGAGUUGAUGCCCAAGCUGGUGGCUAUGGAUGACCGCGUCAAGGAGGCGGUGGUGAAUGGAAUGAGCGUCUACGAGGCGUUUCAGAAGUUUAGAAAGUAAUUCAAAUUGUCAUAGUCAAUCUAAUAUCUUAUUCAAUUGUCAUAGUCAAUGAAAUAUCUUAUUACUCUGC